Molecule: messenger RNA, 1980 nt
Organism: Peronospora matthiolae
Lineage: Eukaryota; Oomycota; Peronosporomycetes; Peronosporales; Peronosporaceae
Source: the annotation of a GenBank genome assembly
AUGCAACACGGCUGCCGAACGUUUGUGCUGACCCGUAAGGAAAAGAGAUCGAAAUGGGAUCCGAAGGCUCGUGAAGGACUAUUCAUGGGGUACGAAGAAGUGUCUAAGGCAUAUCGCGUUUACGACAUUGAAGCGGACCAAGUGGUGAUAUCUCGCGAUUUCACAUUUGACGAAUCAACGCUUGGUUUCUCGCCGAUGCUACCACAAGAAAUUGUUGAUGACACUGCCCUGGAUAUCGAAUUGAUGAACAUCAGCGAUGAGCCUCACCCCAUGCAGUUCAAGCAAACUGGAAAACGCAAAAGCCGUUCAAACAGUCAAGAACAAGUUCUACAACGAACACUUCUUGAGCGUCGUGGAACCGGGUUAGAAGAAGCAAGUGCCCCGGAUGACUCUGAAUCGCACCAAGCGAAGCGACGAUCAAGCGCUCGAGACAAUCUGGACGAAGAGCAAAAGGGCAGUGACAAAGAUAACGAGGAUGCUACACCUCAAGUCUUUUGGCGAGCGAGUGCCAAUGCAGUCGAAGGUACUGACUUGUCUGAGCCGACAACGUUUGAAGAUGCUGUUGGUGGACCAGAUCAAGUGCAUUGGUGCAAGGCAAUCUGUGCCGAGUUGGACUCGAUGAAACUUCGUGGCGUGUUUCGAGCGACCAAACUGCCGUCUGGACAGCAUACCAUUGGCACCAAGUGGGUAUUCAAGAUCAAACGGAAAGCUGAUGGAUCCAUCGAGAAAUACAAGGCGCGUCUCGUGGCAAAAGAGUUCAAGCAGAAAUAUGGCAUCGACUACACGGAAACGUUUUCGCCGGUAGUCAAGUACGUGACGCUGCGCAUGGUGGUUGCAAUCACGAAGUACUUUGGCUGGAAACUGGACCAACUGGACGUGGUGACAGCUUUCCUUUACGGAGAAAUGAAGGAAAAGGUAUUCUGCGCGAUCCCAGAAGGAGUCGAAGUUGAUGAAGACUUUGACUGCUUUGAACUGGUCAAGGCGAUCUACAGACUAAAACAAGCAUCGCGCGUAUGGAACGAGACUUUUCAUGAGUUCGUCUGCUCCAUUCGAUUUCAAGUCUCCGAUUUUGACCCGUGUCUUUAUCUCAAGAUUACAAGUGGCGAGUGCGUGCUUUUGCUGGUAUACGUCGAUGAUGCGUUGGUGACUGGCAGCUCAACCGAACUGAUUAUGCGCACCAAGAGUGACUUAAAGGCGCGUUUCGAAAUGACCGACAGUGGGAAGUGCGCAUUCGUGUUGGGCAUCGAGCUGGUGGACAACGACAACGGUAGCGUGACGAUGUGCCAGCGACGCUACGUGGAAGAUGUUCUCAAGCGUUUUGGCAUGAGCGACUGCAAAGCCGUCACCAGCCCAACAGACAUCAGUUCUCGACUCAUACCAAGUACCGCAGCAACUAAAAUCGACGCCCCGUUUCGUGAAGCGGUAGGCGCUCUGAUGCACUUGAUGACCGCGACACGACCGGACAUUGCCUUUGCUCCUGAUGACAAGAUAGACUUCUGUGGCUACUCGGAUGCAGACUGGGCCAUCGACCAUGCAGACCGCAAGUCGACUUCAGGAUAUGCGUUUAUCCUGAUGGGUGCUCCGGUGAGCUGGGGAAGCAAAAAGCAGUCAAGUGUGUCGCUGUCAACAAGUGAAGCUGAGUACAUUGCACUAAGUCUGGCGAUUCAAGAAGGCAAGUGGGUGCAUCGAUUGCUGUGCGAGAUUCUGGAUGCCGCAGAGGACAAGUCUGGACCCGAGCUCAAGAUCAUGGAAGACAACCAGUCGUGCAUCAAGAUGACGAAGAAUCCUGUGAACCAUGGUCGGGCCAAGCACAUCGACAUCAAGUACCAUCACAUUCCUGAUGAAGUCAAGCGUGGUGAUGUCAAGUUGGAGUACUGUGAGACUACGACUAUGUUGGCGGACAUCAUGACGAAGGGACUGCCAGGACCGCGUCACAAGGACUUGACGGCAGCGCUCGGCAUACACGCGUGUUCGCAUUGA